UUAUCUAUUCAUCUCUUCCAGGUCUUAAGGUAGAGCACUGCCCGAGAGAACCCUUUCGGAUUUGAAAUGGAGCCUUAGCUUCAGCUGUUUGCUGGAACUCCUCCAAACGACUGCAGCGUUUUACCACUUGGAUCUGAUGGAAACCCGUACAUUGGAUUCAAUUUGAAGCACAGGCACCGCUGAACACAGAGAGGAGUCAUUCUUCAUAAGAGGAGAUAUAACAUUUUCUUUUGACGCUUCUGGGAUUUUUGUAAAAGCCAAAAAACUUUUCUACUUUGGAACUAAUAGAAAAGUUGGUUAAAUACCACUGGAAUACAAGCGGGUGUUCGCCAUGGGAGACGGGACAACAAUGAACUACAGGGUCCACAGAAGGAUCCUGGAUGAAGGGGCUGUGGAGGAGAUGGGAGAGAAGUCCGACUUACACACACCUCUUUCUGAGAAGGUUAAAACGUCAAUGAGGUGUUCUGGUCCACGCCUGAAGAGCUUCCUGCUGAGUAGUAUCCCUGUCUUAUCAUGGCUGCCUCGUUACCCCAUCCGAGAAAACGCCAUUGGUGACCUGAUCUCUGGGCUCAGUGUGGGGAUCAUGCAGCUGCCACAGGGUAUGGCCUAUGCUUUGCUGGCAUCUGUUCCUCCAGUCUUUGGCCUUUACUCCUCCUUCUACCCCGUCCUCAUCUACUUCAUCUUCGGCACAUCCAAGCACAUCUCAAUAGGAACAUUUGCAGUUAUUAGCGUGAUGAUAGGAGGAGUGACAGAUCGAUUAGCCCCGGACUCAGACUUUAUGAUAUGGGACAAUGUGUCAAACUCCAGCAUAGUUGACACCAUGUCUCGGGACGCAAUGAGAGUCCAAGUGGCUGCAGCUGUCACCUUCCUAACUGGAAUAUUUCAGAUAUUGCUCGGUCUGGUCCAGUUUGGUUUUGUUGUGACGUACCUGUCUGAGCCUCUGGUCCGAGGUUACACCACUGGGGCUGCCAUCCACGUCAUUGUGUCCCAACUCAAAUACACCUUCGGCAUCAACCCUGUGAGAUACAGCGGACCCUUGGCAUUGAUAUAUACGGUGCUAGAGUUGUGUUAUCUCAUUCCACAAACAAAUAUUGGUACUCUGGUGGUUAGUGUUGUCACCAUAGUCUGCCUUAUUGGGGCUAAGGAGCUCAAUGCAUACUUGGGUAAAAAAAUACCUGUUCCUAUACCUGUGGAGCUGCUCGCUGUCGUUAUUGGUACAGUCGUCUCCUGGCAGGUGAACUUGGAGGAGAAAUAUGGAGUGGAUGUGGUGGGACUCAUUCCCUCAGGUCUCCAGCCCCCGGUUCUCCCAAACGUGUCUCUGUUUGGUCAGGUGAUAGGGGACGCCUUCGCUCUGUCUGUGGUUGGCUAUGGCAUUGCCAUCUCACUGGGACGAAUUUUUGCAAUAAAAUAUGGAUACAAGGUGGACAGCAACCAGGAACUUAUCGCCCUGGGUCUGAGUAACUCUAUCGGAGGAAUGUUCCAGUGUAUCACAGUCAGCUGCUCCAUGUCUCGCAGCAUGGUUCAAGAGAGCACGGGAGGGAAAUCUCAGGUUGCUGGAGCUCUAUCUGCAAUUGUUAUCCUUGUUAUCGUGCUUUGGAUUGGAGCUCUCUUUGAGGAGCUGCCCAAGGCAGUGCUGGCUGCCAUCAUCUACGUCAACCUCCAUGGCAUGAUAAAGCAAUUCCUGGACAUCCCUGUACUGUGGAGAAAAAACAGAGUUGAUGCGGUCAUCUGGGUGGCCACCUUCAUCCUCACCGUGUUGUUGAACCCUGACAUUGGACUAGCUGCUAGCAUCGGCUUCUCCAUGCUCACCGUCAUCUUCAGGACACAGCUCCCUAAGUAUUCCCUGCUGGGCCAGGUCCCAGGCACUGACAUUUACAGGCCACUGGAGGAGUACAACCAGGUGAAGCAGGUGCCAGGGAUUUUAAUCUUCCGUUCCUCUGCUACUCUCUACUUCGCUAAUGCUGAGAUGUAUCAAGAUGCCCUGGGGAAGAAGUCUGAAAUUGAUAUUGCCAAGAUCCUGUCAGCAAAGAAGAAACUUGAGGCCAAAAGGAAGAGGAUUGAGAAGGCAAAUGCAAAGAAAGCCAAGAAGAACGGAACAAAUAUGGAGCCAGAGCAGGUGGACAUUGCUGUCAUUGAGACAGAAACUGCGUGCGAUCCGUCACACCCACGAUGCAUCAUUCUUGACCUCAGCCCUGUCAACUUCCUGGAUACUGUUGGAAUCAAGGCGCUACGAAAUAUCCAGAAAGACUACAGCGAAAUUGGUAUCGAUGUGGUUCUUGCUGGCUGCCAAACUGGCGUGGUGGACAACCUUCAGACCGGAGAAUUCUUCAAAGACAAUGUGACAAAGUCCUGCCUGUUCUCCACCAUCCAUGAUGCCGUUUUGUACUAUCAGUCGGACAGAAAGAAGGAAGAGGAGAACAUAAUGACAGAGUUCUGAGUCCUGAGAGGAAAGAUGGAGGACAGUAUCUGUAGUGACGCUGAUUUUAUCCUCUGAGCUUCAAAUAACUGGGACUUCUGUCUGUCACAAGCACAGACACACAAAUCUGCAUACCUGCACAUGCACAUGCAGCCAGGCACGUAUGCUGGCAUACGCUGUAACUAUGUGGGCAAAGCAACAAAGUGCCAAUAGAUGACCAAAGAAUACACAUGUGAAGUCACACAGCAAUUGUCCAGUCUAGAUGAGAAUACAAAUAAAAGCAGUAACACAAAUACACUUGUAGAUACAGCAUAUUAUGCAUUUUGACAUUCUUCUGUGUCUUGUUGGCCAGCUUUUUUAAAUGAAUUGAUAAGUUUGACAUUUAAUCGUUAAUGAUGUGCAUUAAUCAUCUAUUUAUGAAAAUAUGAUGAAAGCAUUGGUGGGGAGAUGCAUAAACCUGAAUAGGGCAAUACUACAAUUUUUGUAAUAAUGCUAUUUUGUAAUGGCUUGCUUUGCUAAUUUAUUAACUUUUACUGGAAUUUUAUGACUGUGGGAACCCAGAUACAAAAGCAUGUUUAAACAACUUGCUGAUGACCCUUGACCAUUAGUGACUUUGUUUGUAAGAUUGUGAUAAUGCUGGAAUAAAACAUUUAUUGGUAUUAAGGACCGUAUAAAGAUG
Platichthys flesus (European flounder) is the source of this 3095-nucleotide messenger RNA. RefSeq names its product solute carrier family 26 member 6 (gene slc26a6.2). The coding region runs from base 332 to 2437 and encodes 701 amino acids. Gene Ontology annotation, biological process: transmembrane transport. The record is from RefSeq and is a predicted model, not a curated record. NCBI's taxonomy places the organism in Eukaryota, Metazoa, Chordata, Actinopteri, Pleuronectiformes, Pleuronectidae. Gene Ontology annotation, molecular function: oxalate transmembrane transporter activity; secondary active sulfate transmembrane transporter activity; chloride transmembrane transporter activity. Gene Ontology annotation, cellular component: membrane. The transcript is spliced from 21 exons.